Archocentrus centrarchus (flier cichlid) is the source of this 873-nucleotide messenger RNA. RefSeq lists its product as uncharacterized. The coding region runs from base 1 to 630 and encodes 209 amino acids. The record is from RefSeq and is a predicted model, not a curated record. Lineage: Eukaryota; Metazoa; Chordata; Actinopteri; Cichliformes; Cichlidae. The transcript has a single exon.
AUGACCUCUGACAUGGAGAACAGCUGUUCCCCACAACCUACACAGAAAAUCUUUAAAGAAAAGAGGAACCUGUCCAGAAAACAAGACCUGAAGCCAACCAGCCAGACAAACAAACAGAUGGAGAGAGCAGACAGAUGUGGAGAGAUGGAGGAGGAGAGUAUCACAUUCCAACAUAUGAUUGAGGUGGAUGUUGAAAUUAACAGUGUACAUAAUGUAGGAAUUAGUGAUGUUCAGAAAACACCAUUAAAUUCAGUUAAACCUUGUUCCAAAUGCAAAUCCACCACCACUCAGAGAAUGCAAAGGAAGGCUCAUGCCCACCCAGCAACAGCUGCAGCAAGUGUUCCCCGUCCAUCCACCCACACCACUGUACCCAGCCCUCCUUCUGAGAUAUCCAUCUCUGACACAGCAGCACAGGAGCUCUGUGACCUCAGGAACUACUAUAGCAAACAGCUGAGGAGAAUAAACUACAUUUCCCAUGAGCACUUGGAACAGACCACAGAACCAGGCGUGCUGGCCUGUGUCAGAGAGCCUUUGAAGAGCCUCCACCUGCCCCACAGGUCGACUAUUUCCAAGUCAGCUCGAAGCCUGUGGACACGCAUCAGCGGCAGGAGAAAGCUGGUCCACCGCUGAUGAUGAUACUGUUUGGUUUUUCCCUGUGUACAUAUUACUGUUGGUUGUUAUGUGACUUCAUGUAGGAUUUAAACACAUGCUUUUAGUCUUGCUGGGAAUAAAAGAAAGGAAACACUGGCAUGAAUGCACAAGCAAGCAUAGCAACACAUUUUUGUUUAGUCAGCAUUUGACAGAAGCUGUAAGGAGGAAAAAAUUAAAGAUUUUGUGUUUGAAACUUUAAGAUCAGGUGGAAAUUUUUUUUUU